Messenger RNA from Toxorhynchites rutilus septentrionalis, 2975 nucleotides. It is a transcript of the gene ref(2)P, whose product is annotated as protein ref(2)P. Bases 365 to 2545 code for a protein of 726 amino acids. Gene Ontology annotation, cellular component: aggresome; amphisome. The record is from RefSeq and is a predicted model, not a curated record. Gene Ontology annotation, biological process: endosome organization; mitophagy; aggrephagy. Lineage: Eukaryota; Metazoa; Arthropoda; Insecta; Diptera; Culicidae. The transcript is spliced from 4 exons. Gene Ontology annotation, molecular function: protein kinase C binding; K63-linked polyubiquitin modification-dependent protein binding; zinc ion binding.
GUCUGAUUCAUUGUCUUCUAGGUGCUCGAAGCGUCUGGAAGUUGAGCGAAAUUUGCUUGAUCAUUCAAAAAAGCCUGUGACUGUACUUCCACAAGAAGCAUAAACCGUGCAAGAAGAGUUAAACUUGUGAAAUUUGUUGGGUUUAUAUUUGAUUGUUCAGCCCUACGCAGAUCCAUUCGAAGUACAAUCGGAGUUGAAGAAGCAAGUGUGUCCAAAAAAAAAGUUGAAGCAAAAAAGUGUCCUGUUGGUAUUAAUUCAAAUUAUAAAGCAGGUAGAAAAAUAGCAAAUUGGUAGUUUUCCGCUGACAUCCUUCUGCGGUGUUUUAUUUUGCUGGGAAAACGAAAAGUGCAUUGCGAAAAGCAAAAUGGUGUUCCCGCAGGCGUUGAAAAUAACAGUACAUCAAAAGGAUGGAAAUCCUGAAAACUUUCUCAUGAAGGUCAUGAAGAAUCAGGAGGUUUGCUACAAUUUCAUAAAUUUGAAGAACGAGGUUGUCACUCGCUACCCGGAGUUGCUGCAGUAUUCUGAUAUCAAGUUUUACUGGAUUGACGAGGAAGGAGAUGAGAUUGCCAUUGUCAACCAGGCUGAUUAUAUGGACUGCUUGGAUGGAUUGGCGGGUGCCACGGUGAUAACGCGUCGGAUUUACGUGAAAGGUGUAACCAAGGAGGGUCAGUCGAACCAAUGUGAGCCCAUGGAGGAAGCAUCUGCUUCGAAACAGGACACAUCCGCCCCGAAUGUUCUCCCCGAGGAUGUUUCCGUCCACACCAACAUUGUGUGCGAUGUGUGCGACGAUACCAUCCGAGGAUAUCGUUACAAGUGUAUGCAGUGUUACAAUUACGAUUUGUGUAUGCGCUGUGAGGCCAACUUUCGCCACAAGGAUCAUCUAAUGCUGCGUAUUCCAUCGCCGGAUGUGUAUCGGCGUACCCCGUCCCGUCUGUUCGAGAAAUUGCGCAGUAAGGUAGCUGAUAUGUCUGCUUCCAACCAAGAUGUUGACUAUGAGAACUGCAAGCGUUCCAAGCGUCAUCACCGUAGACACAGCAAGGACCGUGAAGAUUCGAAGGAUCGCCAGGAAGAGAAGGAACGCAAGGAGCGCAAGUAUCGUCGCGAGUGCUCGGCAAAGGCUUCCGAGCAAAGGCGGAGUACUGCCGGUGGUCGUCGUUGUGGAACCGGUUUUGGUCACAACUUUAACUUUUCCCACCUGAUCAACCAGGUUAUCGAUCCCGCCAAUAUUCAUUCGGCGUUCAUGUCGUCCGAUGCCGCUGCCGCUGCGGCAGCAGCCGCAGCUGAAUCGGCCCAAGAGGCAGCUUGUGCCGCAAUGAGCAAUUGCCCACUGUUUGCCGCUCAUCCGACCAGUACUGCUUCCGCUACCGCAACAGCAUCUGCAUCUGCAUCCGCAUCUGCUCCCACAGAUAGCGAAAUGAAUGCAAGUGCUGAGAGACCCGAAGAAGCUUCCGCUUCCUCGUCGUCAAAUGAGCCAAAGCCGCAAGUCAAACCGGUUUCCCCUGCUUCGGAGACUCGUCAGCUUGAUUUUUCCUGGUUGGCUCCGACACCUGAGAGCAUCCAAAGAAUCAACGAAACCUUUUCCAAACUUUUGGAUCCACUUGGAAUGAACAUUGAAAUACGCAGUAACGGUUCCACACCGAAACCAGCCCAAACUCAGACGCCAACCGAGGAGAAGAAGGAUCAAACUACAGAAACAGCCAAUACACCAACUACAAGCACCCCAAGUCAGACCACUUCGGUGGCUGGCGGAACUACCAGUAAGUCAACAGAGAUGGAUCCGAUCGUUGAGUUGGAGAAAAAAUUAGAAACCACUUUGCUUGCUGAACCGUUGAAGAAGGUUGAAAGAGCAUUAGAACAAUCGCAGGAUGCCAUGAUGAGUACCAGCGAUGAUGAUUCUUCUUCCGUAAGCAGUGUGUCCCUAUUGAGUGACAAUGAUGAAAAUGCAGCAGCUGCCGCCGAAAGUCUAGAGAAACGAUGGACUAUUGUUGACUUACUUGAUGACGACGAAGAAGUCGUCAAGGAAGUGUCUGAUCAGAUUGAAUCUGGUAUGGAAGAAGGAGGCCAAAAUGUUACUGAAGCUACUGUUUCUGCUUCAACUUCAAAAACAUCUGCAGCUCCUGCGACUCCAGCAUCAGUCCCCGAAGUUGCUUCUGCUUCUUCCGCCAAUAAUGUCGUGACACAAAUCGAUUACGAGCAACUGGGAAAAGCCUUGAAGCAACAUCUUGAAGCUGAGAAACUGGGCUCACAAACACCUGCAGCAGCAAGAGCGACAUCCCCGGCAGCUACCGCCCCGGCACCAAAGGAAAGUUCUCCACCCCGCGUCGUCCCUACAAUGGCGCAACCAUCUACAUCAUCAGUCUCACAAGCAACUAAUUCUGUUCUGGUUACACACAGUUCGAGACCUCAUGUAAAUUUCGCUGUCAAUGCCAUGGUGGCAAUGGGAUUCAGUAACGAAGGAGGAUGGCUUACCCAAUUGCUGGAGUGUGUCAAUGGCGACAUCCCCAGGGCCUUGGAUCAUUUGACUCCCCACAAGAUAAAUCAAUAGAGGCCUUGGAAGGGUUACUACACAUAUUCAAUUAUUUUAAUCACAAUAUAUGCAAAAAAAAACUUGACUAUUACCCUUGAGAAUGCAGCGAUUAGAUGAGCAAUACACACUUUUCUGUAGAUUUAUCGAUUCCCAAUAAACAAUCUGCGGCAAUGAAACGAAAAACAAACAAAACAAAAGUAAUGUGAUCGUUAUAUUAAAAACAUUGUGAAUAUAUAUUUUUUUUACAUUUUCUAAUUUGCUAUAGAUUUUAGACGAAAAAGAGUCGAUAAAAUUCAACAUUCGAGAAGAAAUACCUAAAUACGCAACAAUUGCACUCCCUUGAUUGUUUGUAGUGUUAAGUGAAUUGUACAUCCACCCCGGCUAUAUUUUAUACCCAAUAACUAUGUUUCUAUACUAAAUGGUGUUGAUUAUAAGGGUUAAACACUAA